UCAUCCUCGGCUCUGACCGCGCACGGAAACGCUGAUCCGUGGUCAGCAGCAGGUAUCGGCGGUUUGUGGCUGUGCAGAAAGACGGACGCGAAUCCAGCCCUUCUGAUCGGGGUGACGCUGAGAGCUCGGGUCAUGGCGGGUCCCGGGGAGGGCAGUGUGCUGGAGGGGGAGCUCACCUGUCCCGUGUGCCUGGACCUGUUCCGGGAGCCGCACCUGCUGCCGUGCGGCCACAGCUUCUGCCUGGCCUGCGUGCAGCGGCUGAGGAAGAGGGGGGAGAGGGGCCGCUUCCGCUGUCCCGAGUGCCGCGAGAGCCUCCGCUGCAGCGGAACCUUCCAGAAGAACUACAAGCUGGCCAACAUCGCCGAGGACUACCGGCGGAGAGGCCAGCCGCUGCCCCAGGCCACACCCGCCGUGCGCUGCGACUACUGCCCCCCGGGCGAGCAGGCGGCCGCGGUGAAGACCUGCCUGAAGUGUGAGGUGUCCAUGUGUGCGGAGCACGUCAAGCCCCACCUGGAGCGCCCCGCGUUCAGGGAACACCCCCUCACGGAGCCGCUGGGGGACGUGAAGGAGAGGAAGUGUCCCGAGCACGAUGAGACGUUCCGCUACUACUGCACGGACGACAGCGUGUGCGUGUGCACCGCCUGCACCAUCGAGGGCCGCCACGCCGGGCACACCAUCAAGACCCUGAAGAACACCAUGAAGGACCUGAAGGAGAGCCUGGAGGAGCAGCUGCAGAAAGCUGACAGGAAGAUCUCCCGCACAGAGAGGUAUCUACAGGAGCGAGCAGACGCUGAGAGAGAGAGCACGCGGUUUGUGGAGGAGGCGGAGCGGCAGGUGUGUGCUGCGGGGGAGCAGCUGCAGGUGCAGCUGGACGGGUUUCUCUCUGCGCUGCGGGAGUGUGUGCGCGCUCACAGCGGGACGGGGCCCGAGCUUCAGGAGAACCUCAGCAGGAUCAGCCAGGACCGAGAGCGUCUGCAGGAGGUCCACAGCGGCAUCGAGGCGCUGCUGCAGGAGAACGACCCCUUCCGCUUCGUCCAGGAGUUCCAUUCAGCUGGAAAAAGGUUUCGCAAAGCCCUGAAGAGGCCGCUGUUCUCCCCUGACUGCGUGUCUGUGGACACAGAGGGGCUCUCUGAAAGCAUGGAGGCCAAACUGGAGGAGUUUCAGACUGAAGUCAGGCUGCAGGUCACCCAGCUCAUCGACUCUGUGUGUGCGGAGAGCAGCGCAGCGGUCGAGGAUGAGGAGGAAGAGGAGGAAGAUGAGGAUGAGAGUGAUGCUGCUGAAGACAGUGAGCAUGAGGAAGCAGAGGAGGAGGAGGAAGAGGAGGAAGGGGACAAUCGCAGCGAAUCUGCUGAUGACUUAUACAUCCCAGAGGAGGAAGAGGAGGAUGAUGAUGAGGAUGUCUCCUCUGACUGAUGACAUCAGAGGUGUCUCUGUGGGGACAUGCUGAGCGUGCAGAGAGGUCAGAACCACAGAAAAGCCACAGACUCCAGCGCCCGGGCGGCCAGGCCCCGGCUAACGUCAUUCACAGUUACAUAAUAACCUGUUCAGUACAUAUUUAAUAUGCUAAAUAUCAGUAUAUUUAGUAUGCUCACCUGGGAAUGGUCUUUGUGCAAAUAUGUAAAAAUAAAGAUGGAAAUGAAGUCAUUUGAAGUCAGACCUACAGUGGGGAAUGUAACAGCCUUUCUGAUACAGGGGGGUGGGUCUCUGCGUCCUCUCAGCCAAUCACAGCUGUGACAUUGAAGAACAGAGCCAAAUACAGCCAAGUUGCUGCUG
Messenger RNA from Megalops cyprinoides (Indo-Pacific tarpon), 1773 nucleotides. Its product is annotated as E3 ubiquitin/ISG15 ligase TRIM25-like. The transcript is spliced from 7 exons. The record is from RefSeq and is a predicted model, not a curated record. Bases 133 to 1413 code for a protein of 426 amino acids. Lineage: Eukaryota; Metazoa; Chordata; Actinopteri; Elopiformes; Megalopidae. Gene Ontology annotation, molecular function: zinc ion binding.